Zymoseptoria tritici IPO323 is the source of this 1660-nucleotide messenger RNA. RefSeq lists its product as uncharacterized. The record is from RefSeq and is a predicted model, not a curated record. NCBI's taxonomy places the organism in Eukaryota, Fungi, Ascomycota, Dothideomycetes, Mycosphaerellales, Mycosphaerellaceae. Gene Ontology annotation, cellular component: cytosol; cytoplasm. Gene Ontology annotation, molecular function: ATP binding; galactokinase activity. Gene Ontology annotation, biological process: galactose metabolic process; carbohydrate phosphorylation. The transcript is spliced from 2 exons. The coding region runs from base 1 to 1572 and encodes 523 amino acids.
AUGGAUGUUCCAACGACUAAGUCUCUGGCGGACAUAUACCCAAGCGACGCUCUCGAGAGCCAGAAGACACGAUGGAACAAGCUGCUGAGCAAGUUCAAGGACACAUAUGGCAAGACACCAGACUUUGUCUCGAGAAGCCCAGGCAGAGUGAACAUCAUCGGCGAGCACAUUGAUUACUCCCUUUACGAAGUCAUUCCCAUGGCCAUUACGGCCGACGUUCUCCUCGCAGUCUCAGUCCAUAAGAAAGAGUCCGGACCAAGCACAAUCCACCUUACCAACGUCAACCCCCAGAAGUUCGAGACGCGAUCCUUCGAUAUCCCUGACACUGGCGACGUUCACAUCGAUUCUUCAACACUCGAAUGGACGAACUACUUCAAAUCAGGGCUCUCAGGAGCAACAGAGCUUCUCCGCAAGAAGCAGAAAGAGUUCAAGUCAAGUAUUGGAAUGGAUAUCCUCGCGGACGGAUCAGUACCCUCAGGCGGUGGUCUAUCAAGCAGCGCGGCAUUCGUCUGUGCAAGUGCGUUGGCAGUCAUGAAGGCCAACGGAGAAGAUCGGGUGGAUAAGAAAGAGCUCGUGGAGCUGGCCAUUGUCUCCGAGCGAGCAGUCGGCGUCAACAGCGGAGGAAUGGAUCAGUCGGCCUCGGUCUUCCCACUACAAGGCUCAGCACUAUACGUGUCGUUCGUACCACAACUCUCCGCGAAGAACAUUGCCUUCCCGGAGCUCAAGUCACCACUCACAUUCGUCAUUGCCCAAUCCUUCGUUCAAGCGGACAAGCACACCACUGGGCCCGUCUGCUACAACCUCCGCGUUGUCGAAGUCACACUCGCAGCUCUCGUCCUAUCGAAGAUCUUCCGCCUCAAACAACUCCCAUCAGACGCAGGUCCCCUCGGCAUCAGUCUGCGAGGCUUCCACGACACAUACAUGCAAGAGCGAGAAGGAAUCGCGGACAAUCACAGCGUGCCGAAGGAAGACUUUCAGAAGCAACUUCAAGACCUCAUCGCGAAAGUCGACGAGUACCUCCCACAAACAGAAGGUUACACGCGCGAGCAGCUUUCCGAGAUCACGGGUUUGAGCGUGGCAGAGCUGGAGCAGAAGUACAUGAGCAAAUUCCCAAUCCGCGCGGAGAAGUUCAUGCUCCGACAACGAGCACUCCACGUCUUCAGCGAAGCGAGUCGCGUGCUGAAGUUCAUGGACCUCCUCACUUCCUCGCCGCCGCAAACAGACAAGGAGAACACGGAACUGCUGCAGGCGCUGGGUGAGCUGCUGAAUGAGACGCAAGAGUCGUGUCGCGAUGUAUACGACAACAGCUGUCCCGAGCUCGAUGAGCUGUGCAAUCUGGCGCGUUCGGCGGGAUCGUAUGGAAGUCGACUAACGGGUGCGGGCUGGGGUGGAUGUUCGGUGCAUCUGGUUCCGGAGGACAAGGUGGAGUUUGUGAAGCAGAAGUGGAUACACGAAUACUACAAGAAGAAGUUCCCGGAUAUCACGGAGGAGAAGCUGAGCGAGGCGAUUGUGGUGUCGAAGCCAGGAAGCGGGAGUGCGGUAUUUGAGGUGGAUGGGAGGAGUUCUUUGUGAAAAGCCAACGUUUUUUGAGCGUUCAAGCUGUUGUAUAGCGUCCGGAUAGGGCAAGCAUAGAUGAAAGCAUCGCAAUGGUGUGGCAUAC